This is a messenger RNA of Nematolebias whitei (Rio pearlfish), 1621 nucleotides long. Its product is annotated as RAB3A interacting protein (rabin3). Lineage: Eukaryota; Metazoa; Chordata; Actinopteri; Cyprinodontiformes; Rivulidae. Gene Ontology annotation, cellular component: Golgi to plasma membrane transport vesicle. The transcript is spliced from 14 exons. The record is from RefSeq and is a predicted model, not a curated record. Bases 261 to 1595 code for a protein of 444 amino acids. Gene Ontology annotation, molecular function: guanyl-nucleotide exchange factor activity. Gene Ontology annotation, biological process: exocytosis.
UGAACGCACCUCCCGUCAGGCUCUGCGUCAACAGCCGCCCCGGUGCGUCUGAUUGUUUAUUUGGUUGUUUGUUUGUGUUCUUUGGGUUUGAUACCGGGGAGGCAGAGCCACAGGUUCGACAGGUGUCCACACGGUAAGGAUGGUUGUUACCUGUCCUGAUUGGUCCGUUUGCUGAGUCAUCAGUUCACCUGUAACCAGAGCCUGUGGGCGUCUCCAUCCACAGCUGCACGAUGACCGGAUGAUGUCGGAGAGCAGCCGCUAUGGCCUGCAGCGGCGGUCAGAGCAACGCCGAAACGCUGGAGGGCUUCCAGGAGGUGAACUUGGCCUCGCCCACCACACCUGACCUUCAGAACCAAGCAGAGCAGCGCCCCCCGGCCCGUCACAGUGCCCCGCCCACCACUCUGUAUCGCACCCACUCCCUGGGUCCGCCCCCACCCGGCCUCCACACCUCCCUGCGUGCGGACCAGCUCCCCACUCAGCCGGUGUACUCCGCACCGCGGCACAACCACAAUGGGAGCGUGCCCGGCUUGGAGGCGGAGUCAACCGAUGGUGGCGUCCCGUCUGCGGAGGACGGCGAGGAGUGCGGCGCUCUGAGCGACAGCCUGUCGCGGCUUCGGAGCCCGUCGGUGAUGGAAGUCAGAGAGAAAGGAUACGAGAGGCUGAAGGAGGAGCUGGCCAAGGCUCAGAGGGAGCUGCUGUUGAAGGAUGAGGAGUGUGAGAGGUUGUCUAAAGUCAGAGAUCAGCUCGGCCAGGAGCUUGAGGAGCUCACCGCCAGUCUCUUCCAGGAGGCCCAUAAAAUGGUGAAAGAAGCCAAUGUCAAACAGGCGACGGCUGAAAAGCAGCUAAAAGAAGCUCUGGGCAAGAUUGACGUCCUUCAGGCGGAGGUCCAGGCCCUGAAGACCUUGGUGCUCUCCUCCCCCACCUCCCCCGUGGGUGAGCUUCCCUCUGCGGUGGGGGGAGGCGUUAAAACCCCCUUCAAGAAGGGCCACAGCCGGAACAAGAGCACCUCCUCGGCCAUGCUGGGGACGCAGCCGGACCCGUCGGCCACGCAGCCCAUCGUUCGGGAGUGUCGGGAGGUGGACAGUCAGCUGUUCAGUGAGUUCAGAGCGUGGAGGGAGGAGCCGACGCUGGACCGCAGCUGCAGCUUCCUGGACAGAGUUUACCGCGAGGACAUUUACCCCUGCCUCACCUUCAGCAGGAGCGAGCUGGGUUCGUCCAUCCUGGAGGCCGUGGAGCAGAACACGCUCAGCGUGGAGCCGGUGGGUUUCCAGCCGCUGCCCGUGGUCAAAGCGUCUGCCGUGGAGUGCGGAGGACCAAACGGGCGAAGAGCUGAGCUCGUCACAAAAUGUGCCCUGAGCGGUCAGACCAAAACCUGCAAGCACAGAAUCAAGUUCGGAGACUCGUCCAACUAUUACUACGUGUCUCCGUUCUGCAGAUACAGAAUCACAGCCGUGUGCAACUUCUUCACCUACAUCCGCUACAUCCAUCAAGGGCUGGUCAAACAGCAGGACGCUGAGCAGAUGUUCUGGGAGGUGAUGCAGCUCCGCAGGGAAAUGUCCGUCGCCAAGCUGGGCUACUACAAGGACCAGCUGUGACCCCGCCCACCAGUCAGCCAAGCUCC